This is a messenger RNA of Silurus meridionalis, 2039 nucleotides long. RefSeq names its product phosphoethanolamine/phosphocholine phosphatase 1 (gene phospho1). The coding region runs from base 313 to 1164 and encodes 283 amino acids. The record is from RefSeq and is a predicted model, not a curated record. Gene Ontology annotation, molecular function: phosphatase activity. The transcript is spliced from 2 exons. Lineage: Eukaryota; Metazoa; Chordata; Actinopteri; Siluriformes; Siluridae.
AUUACACAAUUGGUCUGACACAUUUUAAUUGCGGCAGAAUACGGUGUAGGACGCAGCCGUGCUUCAUUCAUUUUUAUAACAGAAACUGAAUGAGUGUUGAUUCGCUUCCGAUCAAUGUAGUUCCAGCUGCCAAGGUUUGUAUUAAUGCGCCUCUUCAAAUACUGGAUCGUUUCCAUAGUAGCAGCUCAUUCGUUGCAUUUUGUGUAGUGGACAAACGAUUUCUCAGUUUUCUGUAAAGAAGACGUUUAUUCAUUAUGGAAGAAUGUAAGGAGUUUCAGCAGCAGUCAGAAAAGGGAGACUCUGACACCAAUAAUGAGGGACUCCGUCUUCAACUGCUGUUUUAACCCACCUCAUCCUCCAGUAGUAAUGGAAGACACCCACUGGCACAGCAACAGAGCACAGGCUCUGCCCCAAAAUGACCGGCGCUUUCUUAUCUUUUUUGAUUUUGACGAGACACUUGUGGAUGAGUGCAGCGACGAUGCCAUGGUCACAGCAGCUCCUGGAGGUUCUCUGCCCACCUGGCUCAAAGAUACGUACAAGAUGGGCAGGUAUCAUGAGUACAUGCAGCGAGUCUUGACAUAUCUUGCUGAGCAGGGGGUCGGUCCAUCAACUGUCCGUAACACAAUAGAGCGUCUUCCACCCUGCCCGGGUAUCCCCGCCCUGCUGCGCUUCCUGAUGUCCUGCCCACCACAGGACUUUGAGGUCAUUUGUGUGUCAGAUGCCAACACGGUGUUCAUUGAAACCUGGCUGCAGAGUCUCGGUGUUCGUUCUCUUUUCAUGCACAUUUUCACGAAUCCAGCCCAUUUUGAUGAGAAUGGACACCUUCAGCUCCGACCCUUCCAUUCUCACGACUGCCAACGGUGUCCAGUGAAUAUGUGCAAAGCCGAAAUUGUGCGCCAAUACACGACUCAGAGGGUGCGCGAACGAGGAGGCAGGAGAUACCAAAGAGUGUUGUACGUCGGUGACGGUGCCAAUGACUUUUGCCCAGCACUGACAUUGGCGACAGGCGAUGUGGCAUUUCCUCGACGUGACUUCCCCAUGCACAGGCUGAUCCAGGAGAUGUACGAGGCCCAACCUGGAAAGUUUAAAGCCAGAGUGGUGCCUUGGAGCAGUGGAGAGGAUAUCAUCACCGAGCUCAGAAAUGUCAUGGAAGGGAGGGCUUAAAACGUGGCUGAAAUACAUGAAUAAAUACUAAUUCUUACUUUUGAUAAUCAGAAUGCACAAAUAUUCACCAACAAGGAGGUGAUGUCUUAAUGGAAGCUGCUGUUACACUUGCCUAAAGUCAGGUUUGUCUUUUCAUGCUUGGUGGUGCAACUAAUACUUUAGAGUGAACAGAUGGAAAAAAAGGCUUAUGUGAAAUAUAGUUCGAACGUAUUGUUCACAAAGACGUUUCCUCAAUAUUUUUAAAUACUGUAGUUCAUUAUUUCCCUCCUUCUACAUACAACCUUCAGUUUUCCAGGAGGAACAAACUGAAACAAUUCUAGGUUCUUAAUUUUAACUUUUUUCCCCUAUAUAUAAAUAUAUAUUCUAGCAAAGAAGAAUUUUUUUAGAGAACAAAGAGUAAGUGUUAGCGUUAAGUUAUUGUUCUGAUAUUGAAGACAUUUUUAACAAGAUUGUUCAAAUUGACAAUUUUGUAUUUAAAAUACUUUUUUAUUCUUGCUUUUAUUCUUUUGCGAUUUGCGUAUGAAUGGCUAGUCAGCAUGUCAUCUGGGCUCCUGAGAUGUAAAAUGCCCCUGGUUAGCUACUCAUGCGCAAUGUUGCAUAUUAUUAAUGAAAACAGUACUGGAAUUAUUGUGUCUGUCUCCGAUUCUGUAUAAACCAGAUUUUGCUGAGCUGCUUUGAAUCACUAAAUGCAUUACAGAGCCAGCGUCAGUUGGACAUGGAUUACUACCUGUGAGGAAUUUCACAUUUUCUGCAAUAGACAGGCAUCUCAUCUAGUAUGUAUUCUUGCUGUGUGCCCAGUUUUCCCAGGACAAGCUCUGGAGCCCAAGAUCAGAAUCAGGAUGAAGUGGUUAUUGAAAAUAAAUGGAUGAAAACGA